AUUAUGGUAUACCAAUCAAUAAGUUAUACAUUAUCUGUGAAGACGAACAUCGAGCACUGAGCAGGGAAGGAUUAGAAAAUUACAAAAUUACAAAUGGCUUCCGUUUCCAACUUUCGGCUGCCGUAAUUCACUGUUGGCAUGGUUUUUUGAAAUAAGAACGCUUAAUUAGUUGAGGCGAACGCGUUCGAUCGAAUUUUUAUACGAUUUUACUGGCCGACGACCAUGGGCAUUCAAGAUCUACAAAUAUUUUUAGAAAACGAGGGUGUAGGUGUUGACUUGUUUCGAGUCGCUAGAACUCAUCCUGGUGGUUUUCGAUUAGUAUUAGACGCUGAAGGAUGUUUAGAUCGUUUAUAUGGAGGAUAUUUUUCAGAUUGGGCAUGUGGUGGUCAAUGGGCCCGCUGUGUUCAAUUUCUCACAACUUUGGCACAAGCAUUAGCAGAGCAUCAAGUGGCUUUAUGUGUUUGCUUCAAUGGAGCCCACCCCACACCUCCAGCUUUACCACAACACUGGAUCCAAACACAAUCAACAUAUAGACAGAGAGUUAACUCUGUGCUACGACACAUUGUAACAAAAGGUACCCCACCACCAAAAGUUUGGUGGGUUCCUCCAACAGGAUUACAUUCCUGCCUUCGAACAGCCUUGCGAUACCUCAACAUCCCAAUUAUGGUAUCAUCUGAUGAUCAUUGUCAAGAAGUAGUUGGGUUGUGUCGUGAGAAAACUUAUGCUGGUCUUGUGGGUUGUUCUGGAGAAUAUUUAGUUUUUCAGCCACCAAGAUAUUUUAGCUCAUCUCAACUUAAGCUUACAUAUAGAUCCUCCUUGGAAACCAAAGAGUACAUGGUCCAUGAUUUACCAAAGUUACUUGAUGUACCCCAGGAUAGACUUUGUCUUAUGGCUGCACUUCUUGGUGGAGUUAUUUUAUCAGAACAAAGUCUUACUGACUUUUAUAAGCGCUUAGGAAUUGCUCAAAAGAAGCAACAAGUUCCUCCAGAAACUCUCAUCAAAUCUGUUGGCCAAUUUGUGAAGGAUUUACCAUCAUCUGAUAUAGAUGCUGCUUGCAUUGAAAUAUUUGGUGACUUGAAUGAUCUUCGUGCUGCCAAAUUAAAACAGGCUGUACAAUAUUAUUUAAAUGGUACUAAAGAUGGAUUCCUGAAGUAUAGAACUGCUUCUGGUCGUCGCCCGAAAAACAACAAAAAAAAUCAAAAGCCAGAUAUGAGUCCCCAGUCAACAUCCCUAGAUAUGGACACUUCGAAAUUGGCCAGCGAGUCUUCCGAGCAUGAGCAAAAAGGCUUGGAAGAUUACAAAUUGGCUACGGCAAAUGCAUUGAUGAAUGCCGACUAUGGCAUCGAGGAACAAUGUCACGAAUUGAGCCACAGCGUCGCGGGCCUUUCAUUGGACGGCGGGGACGCGGCAUCUGUCAAACAGCUACCCGUUAAACCUACUGACAAAAACGAGAAACCUACAUCCAAAGAGCCAACAACGAGUGCUGCCAAGCACAUUCAAAGCGAUGACAAUUGUCCACCUGCCCCCGCUGAGGUUCUGCGGACGUGCGCCGAGCGACACACGCGGGGUCUCAUGCACCCGCAGAUGCUGUCUAUUCUCACACACCGUCAAAUAACUCUGCCCGUUCUCAUGGAAGAUGAUAAUCAUCGUGAAAUACCUUCUAUACACCAUUUUUUCAGACCAAUAAGACAAAAUGUCUAUGCUAUCUUGUAUAAUAUGCAUCACCACAGGUUCAUGGCCCAAAAAGCUAAAGAUGAAGGUGCUGCCAUUGCAUCUACCAGCAGUGAACGUCCAUCCACUGUUCAAGUAGCAGAAUGGAUAUUUUCUCGUGUUAAUCCUGGAAAAAAUCCAGAGAUUGUGCCUGGAAUUGUCCUUGAUUGGCCAGUACCGACAGUACAGAGGCUUUGGUUUGGCACUGCACAAGAUGAUAAAUGUCGUCGUAUGCGCGCAUUUCUUUCUUGCAUGCGCUCGGACACUCCACUUAUGUUAAAUACUUCAUAUGUGCCACAGCAUCUGCUUAUCUUAGCCACUGUUUUGAGGUUUAUCAUGACAUCGCAAAUACAAAUUUUAAGAAGACAGGAGUUGGACGCAUUUUUAGCUACAGCUUUUUCAAAUGAUCUCAUGAAUGCUCUUCACUUACAAGAAAUGACUGUUCAGGGCAUGAGCUCUCGUGGCGUGCAGCUGGGCGCCCUGGUGAUGGCGGGCGCAGAAGCGGCUCUGCUCGCCAACGACGCGUGUGGUGCUCCCGUGCCGUGGCUCGUCGCCGCGCCCUGGCUCUACUUUGACGGAAAGCUGCUACAGCGCAACCUGCACCGCGCGGCACACUGCAAACAUCUGGCGCAACUCUGUGACAAUCAUCUCGACACUGUCGUCAAGGUGGAACGUAUGCGCAAGGCUAUUCUUGAGGGUCUAGAAGUGGAGUUUGCGAUGCCACCCCUGCCACUAGUGGGCGUGGUGGGCGAGCCGUUGGCGUGGCGCGGUCGCGGCCGCGGCGCACGUCUAGAGAUCGCCGGCGUUGUCGUGGGGCAAUGGGGCGGUGGCUCCUACCCCACGCACCCGCGCGCGCCUCGUUACCCCCAGGUCAGCUAUGUGGGAUACACGCCAACGCCUCGCAACGCGUACGGGGGUCGCAGCUGGCGCGGCGGGAGAGGACGUGGUCGCGGCCGUGGCGCCGCCCCUCUCCCCCGCGGCGCCACGCGUAUCCGUCGUCCGAGACACCAUGAGCCGGCCAAGCCCGCAACGCUCAGCAUUAACGGUAAAACUGUUAGGUCUGAUGAUAUGAGUCCUCCUGCUGAUGACGGUAGUCCUCAUGAAGAUAGUUCCCAACCAGAAAAUGAUGGUGAAGGAACUCAACCUCAGAAAUCAAAGACUGGAAAAAAUAUUAAGAAGAAUUUAGGAAAAGGUAAAAAAAAGAGCUCUAACCACAAGACUGAUGUAGCUCAGACAUUGGAAGCCAAUGGACCACUAGAUAAGAACAAGGUGGCGGAAAUUAGUCAUAGUUCUGAUCAAGAGCACUUUGGACAAGGUGAUGCACCAGUUAAUAACUAAUUAUUUCUUUAAUUCCAAAGGUAAAUUUAUGUAUUUAAUACAUUUACAUUCUUAGUACAUAUUUAGAUAUUACAUUUGUUUAAGUUUAUCUGGUUCAUUUUAAAACAAAAAUGUCGUUACUAUCUUUUAUAUCUGUUUUUUUUUUGUUUGAGGAAAACCAGUACAUAAAUAUCUUCAAUUGCUAGUGAUGAAUAUCAGUGUAGUAAUUGAGCUGAAUUCUUUACUAGUUUUUAAUAACAAUUUCAUAAUGGUUAACGACGUAGUGGGAAACAAUAACUUAUUUCAAUAGCACGUAUUUCUUCAGAGGUUACAAUCAUCUGUAAUAGUGAGAAAAAUACUAAUAUCUUACAGAAUGUUCACGGAGGAGAAUAUAUUUAUUCAAUCGUGUAUACGUGCCUCAACAUCUAUGAGACUUCCCAAUUUAGAGACUGAUUUUGUAUUAAUUCGAUUGGCACAAAAUGUGGCCACUUAUAAGGUUCAAGACAAGGUUUAAAACCUAUCUGAGACGAUAUUAGACGUCUCAACCCUAUUAAGACAAUCGGCUUUGUUUAUUUUGCUUUGUGUUUAAAGGAGUUUAUAUAAUAAUAUUUAUUGAAACAAGUUCUCCUAAAAGAAAGCAAAAGCAAAAUAUUCAGAGUCUACUACUUUAAGUAGUACAGUGUAUAUCUUUUUAAAGAUAAUAACUCUCGUAACAUCUAUUAUCUGACAAGUGAUAAUUAGAAGAUAUAUUAAAAUUAACAUGUUGAUUGUUAAGUCAUGUUUUAUUAAAAAGUGAGAUGACUUAGUAAAGAAUAUGUUUAGUUUAGCAUAUGGAGUACUGAGUCAGCAUUAUUUAUUUACACAUAGUAUAUUUACAAUUUACCAAAUUAUUGUUUUAUUUCUAAGUUUGGUUUGGUCUAUGAAAUCCCUAAUUCAUUUUAAAUACUACUAUUUUUAGGUUCUUAAGUUUCUCUAUGCUGUCAAUCAUUUGUGACAGAUUUUCUUGAUUUCAUAGGCUAAACCAAUCGUGUUCAGACUUGUUUAUAGGAUUUCUUGUUUUAUAUUUAGGCAUUAUUGAUUGUGUGUGAAUGUUUUGUAUUAUCCGACAUGUAUGAACUGCUAUCAUUCCAGCUUAAAACAAAUUUAAUAUUUGACUUUAUAUAGAUAAGCUUUAAAUGCGUUCCCUGCAGUUUUUUAUCAAACAUUAUACUGAUCUAUACCUAGUUUGAUAGCAGUUCAUAACCCAUACUGGGCCAAUUGUUGAAAUCAUCUAAGAUCAUUUUGAAUGAGUUUUAUUAUUAUUAUACUGUUUUCGUAUGCACAUGGGUAGUCGGAUAUUUUAUACCAUAGUGGUAAAAAAGAUGUUAAGAUUUAGGAUAGAAAUUGCAUUUAUUGAAUGAUGGUGGUGCUUUGAAAUUUAGUCUGUGGGACUGCCUGAAACGAGUCUGAAACUCUUAGAUUUAAGUCUAUUGAUAGACGUUUAAUAAAACUGAACGAACAUUCGUGUGUUGAGCUUUCCACAUCCUAUAGGGUAUUAUUUCGAUAGAAUAUCUUAGAUUUGUUAGUGAUAUAUUUAUAUGCAUUUUAGGAAUCUCAAAACUGCGAAUGUUCUUCACUUUAUAUGUAUUUUUGUAAAUUUGUUAUAUUGUUAUACUUAAAUUAAGCUGGAAUGACUAACAAAAAUUGAGACAAAGUCUUGAUACACUCGAUUGGUGGUAAACUGUCGAAUUAUCAGCAUAAUACACGUUACAUUCCAUUUCAAUGAAAAUACGAAAGUUCGAAACAUACGAACAGUUGACACCAGUAGAGAAUGGAACAAAAUGAAGACUUUACAAUUUGCUUAUACCCUGGCUGAAACAUAAUAAAUAUGUUGCCACAAUAACAUAUUAAUUGAUUUUAAUAAUGAAAACAUGAUCAGAACUUGUAUGCACACGUACAGUGGUCACGCCGCUGUCUCUAGUGUUUGCCUAACAAAGUAUAACGUAAUGCGUCUGACUACUUCGUAAUAAACGGCCACAAACGGCCGAAAACGGGCCAUGCCCGGCUCCGAUGCUAUAUUAGCAAAAAGCCGCCAAUGCGGCAAACAUACAUAAUAUUAUAAACGUAUAUUAUUGCUUGCUUAUUAAAUAAACACGAUGUGUAGCGUUUAGAAUUUUAACUUCAAUGUAUUUUCAUUUGUUUAAGAAUUAUGUGUAUCAACAAUAAAAGCAUGUUAGAGGUUCGGUUAUAUUUCGUGAGGAAGUCAAGAUUUUAUAUUAGUCGGUUUCAACUAAAGGGCACUAUUUACAUUUACUAUUCUUAAAUGUUUGAAUAUAUAAAAAUAAUUGCCUUUUAUGUUACCAUACCGUACUUUGUACUUUGCUGCUUUCAUAUAUACUUUGUUACAUAUUUAAAAUGUAAUAUUAGCGAUGAUUCCAAGAAGGACGUAGAUUUUAUUUUUUCUCUUAAAACCAUUAUUCACUAUAGUUUUAGAAUAUUCAACAGUGUAAUAAUACUACCUUUAAUCCAUUUUAUAACUUGUUUGCUGACAAUGGUCUCUUAAUAUUGUCAACAUAUAAUAAAUAUAUUAGAAAAUAUUUGUCAUGUAAUACAUAACACUUUUCGUAAUUGAAGUAGCAACAUGGAACUGUGGCUUUUUGAAAACACUUAUAACUUAACAACAUAAACCUGCUAAAUAAUAUAAAUUAUUAAAAUGUUCAUAGUAACUAUUUUAGUUCAUGAACAAAAAAAAAUAUUUUAUCAAUUUAAAUUGUAAAGAGUUGUAUUUGUCUUCAAAUAAAACGUUCCAUUAUUAAA
Messenger RNA from Vanessa tameamea, 5823 nucleotides. RefSeq names its product constitutive coactivator of PPAR-gamma-like protein 1. The coding region runs from base 223 to 3048 and encodes 941 amino acids. The transcript has 19 exons. Lineage: Eukaryota; Metazoa; Arthropoda; Insecta; Lepidoptera; Nymphalidae. The record is from RefSeq and is a predicted model, not a curated record. Gene Ontology annotation, cellular component: nucleus.